AUGAACUCCAUCUCCUUCCAAUUCUCUUCCUCCUCUUUCUAUCACUUAUCUCAAAACGAUCAAAUCAUUCCUCCCUUCCACCCCCAAACCACUUCCAUACCCAUCGACUUCCCCUCAAACCAAGCCCCAAUUCGCAUCCCCGUAGUUCUCCCCAUCUCCUACACCUCCGCCGCCGCCACCAAAAUUCAAUCCGCCUACCGUCGGCAUCUCGUCCGCCGCCAGAUCGACCGGAUCCGGUGCGCUGCAGCCGAAGCCGACCGGCUUGAACGUCUGAUUCGGCGGCAGGAUACCGUGCGGCGGCGGGCCCCCGCCGCCCCCCCCCGCCGCAACCCUAGGGAGCGAUUGCGGAUCUCAGAGGAGCUCAUGGCGGCGCUUCUCCGCCUUGAUGGUGUGCCGGGAUUUUAUGCGCCAGUGCGCGAGAUACGGAGGGCUGUUAGCCGCCGGAUCGUGGGGUUGCAGGAACUGUUGGAUGCUAUCGCCGAUGAGCCGGAGGUGGGAGAGGUGGGAGGGAUUCCGUCGAGUCUGGAGGAGAUCGUGUGGGGGGCUUGGGAAGAGCAAUGGGUUUAG
Phalaenopsis equestris is the source of this 567-nucleotide messenger RNA. RefSeq names its product BAG family molecular chaperone regulator 5, mitochondrial-like. Gene Ontology annotation, biological process: protein folding. The transcript has a single exon. The record is from RefSeq and is a predicted model, not a curated record. Gene Ontology annotation, molecular function: protein-folding chaperone binding. Bases 1 to 567 code for a protein of 188 amino acids. Gene Ontology annotation, cellular component: plasmodesma. Lineage: Eukaryota; Viridiplantae; Streptophyta; Magnoliopsida; Asparagales; Orchidaceae.